CUCGAAAGAUACAACGGGCGAAGAUGGCAGCACGCACGCGGCCGUCCAUGACAGCGGACCGCCUGGAGGUCAUUCUGCACGAUGCAUGUGAUGCCAUGGGGAGAGGCGAAGCCCCUCGGUCCGAGACGUGGCUCGCGUACAUCCUCGAGGCCAUGGCCACGCCUGCCGACGAGCACGAAGCCCUCGCUGGGCGCUUUGGCGUGCCCGCUGAUGUAGCCAAGACGGCGCAUGAUAUUCUGGAGGCGCGCAAGCCCGACGUGCAUCGGUACCUCGUGCGCCAAGCGAUUGCAUUGACGCCGACGCACCUUGUCAGCUUCGACUACACGGUUCGGCUUGUCAUGACGAGCAGCACGCUCCACGGAGUGCUCUACCCCGUUCUCGUGCUCCUGCUCUUGCUCCAAGAUGCCAACGGUGCCCAGCGCGAGGUGCGCUUUGAGAUGACGAAAGAUCAAGUAGAUGAUCUACUUGCAGAAUUCGACACGAUUGAGAAGACCCUCUCGGGCGUCAUGCCGCAAGACGUUGUCUAGCAGUAGCCAGCCCAACAUACUUGCAAUACAUCAAGUUUGUAUCAAGUUAGCCAAACGCAAAGU
Molecule: messenger RNA, 590 nt
Organism: Saprolegnia diclina VS20
Lineage: Eukaryota; Oomycota; Saprolegniomycetes; Saprolegniales; Saprolegniaceae
Exons: 5
Coding region: 24-527 (167 amino acids)
Source: RefSeq, a predicted model, not a curated record